AUGGUGGCGACACAGUUUAUCACGCGAUUUGGUCGGGCGAACACUUUGAUUCAUAGGUCACCGUUGGGUCAAACUGUGCGGCGAUGGGCAUCAACUGGAGGUGACGUGGAAGUCACCGUUCGGGAAGCGUUAAACACGGCAUUGGAUCAGGCAAUGGAACGUGAUCCGCGCGUGGUCAUCCUUGGCGAAGAAGUUGCGCAGUACCAGGGCGCUUACAAAGUCACCAAAGGUUUACUCGAAAAGUACGGUACGGAACGUGUGAUCGACACGCCGAUCACGGAGCAGGGUUUCGCGGGUCUCGGUGUCGGUGCCGCGUUCACUGCGACGCGAGGUUCAGAGCCGCGAGGUGGUGCGCUGCGCCCUGUAGUGGAGUUUAUGACCUGGAACUUUGCUAUGCAAGCAAUAGAUCAGAUUGUGAACUCAGCAGCGAAAACACACUAUAUGAGUGGAGGCCGCAUUAAAGUGCCGAUCGUGUUUCGAGGGCCGAACGGUGCCGCUGCGGGUGUCGCAGGUCAACACUCGCAGUGCUACGCUGCCUGGUACGGACACGUACCAGGCCUGAAGGUCGUGAUGCCCUUCGACGCAGAAGACGCCAAGGGACUUCUCACAGCGGCGAUUUUGGACGACAAUCCCGUUUGUGUGCUUGAAGAUGAAAUCAUGUAUGGACGGAGCUUUAAGGUCUCGGAACAAGUCAUGAAGCCGGAUUUUGUCGUACCACUGGGGAAGGCAAAAGUUGCGCGUUCGGGCAGUGAUUGCACAGUGGUUGCACUGGGUCGGUAUGUGGGGCUUGCGCUGCAGGCCGCUGAAGAAUUGCAGGCCGAGGAUGGCAUCCAGGUGGAGGUUAUUAAUCUGCGAACUAUUCGACCCAUUGAUGACCAGACAAUCAUUGAAUCCGUGAUGCACACACACCGAUGUGUGACUGUGGAGGGCGGCUUCCCCCAGAGCGGUGUCGGGGCAGAGAUCUGUGCGCGAAUCCUAGAGUCUCCAGCGUUUGAUUAUCUGGACGCCCCGUGUGAGCGCGUCACUGGUGCAGAUGUUGUCAUGCCCUAUGCAAAGAAUCUGGAAGAGCGCGCCUUGCCGUCUGUAGAUGAUGUGAAACGGGCAGUGCGACGCCAGUGUUCACGGCCAGGGCUGGAGGCGGCUGCCAACAGAGCCGCUGUCCUCGCUGGCCAAUCGUGA
Cyanidioschyzon merolae strain 10D is the source of this 1179-nucleotide messenger RNA. Its product is annotated as pyruvate dehydrogenase E1 beta subunit, mitochondrial precursor. The record is from RefSeq and is a predicted model, not a curated record. NCBI's taxonomy places the organism in Eukaryota, Rhodophyta, Bangiophyceae, Cyanidiales, Cyanidiaceae. Gene Ontology annotation, biological process: pyruvate decarboxylation to acetyl-CoA. Bases 1 to 1179 code for a protein of 392 amino acids. Gene Ontology annotation, molecular function: pyruvate dehydrogenase (acetyl-transferring) activity. The transcript has a single exon.